Messenger RNA from Macroventuria anomochaeta, 1128 nucleotides. RefSeq lists its product as uncharacterized. Bases 1 to 1128 code for a protein of 375 amino acids. The transcript is spliced from 4 exons. The record is from RefSeq and is a predicted model, not a curated record. Gene Ontology annotation, molecular function: sulfate transmembrane transporter activity. Gene Ontology annotation, cellular component: membrane. Lineage: Eukaryota; Fungi; Ascomycota; Dothideomycetes; Pleosporales; Didymellaceae.
AUGUUCCAAGAAACCUUGAGGAUCGGCACACCAAGGUCACUGGAGAUUGGUGCUCCUACGAGUGUGAGCUCCAGUCAGACCAGUCGUGAGCAGGCCGGUGCUGGCAAGCGAGGGACUACCUGGGCUACCCCUGGACUGAAGUCGGAUCAUUACCGUCCCGUCGACACGUUUGAAGGACUUGAGAAAUAUGAUCCCGACUUCGAAGGGAAACCUGAGGAGGAGAGGAAGCGGAUGUGCACAUUCGUGUGCCUCAUAUUCUUCGCGUUCCAGCUAGACAGAGGCAACAUCAGCCAGGCACUCUCGGACAAUAUCCUAGACGGCCUUGGAAUGAACACUAAUGAGUACAACUACGACCAGGUUAUCUUCUUCAUUUGCUUCCUAUACGCUGAGCUUCCUUCGCAACUCAUCAGCAAGAAGAUUGGACCUGACAAGUGGAUCCCAAUCCAGAUGGUUUCAAGGAGCCUUGUCGCCAGUAUGCAGGCUUUCCUCAGUGGUAAGAGCUCCUUCUACAAAUACCGUGCUCCCCUCGGACUCAUUGAAGGCGGCUUCAUCCCAGACAACAUUCUUUACCUUAGUUACGAGCAGAUCUCAGCCUACGUUCUAUUCAUCAUCCAACUCUUGUUCUGGACCUGGGUAUCUGAGAGGGUCAAUGACCGCUUCCUCGUCAGCCUCGUCUCCCAAAUCUGCGCCCUCCCUCUUCUCAUUGCCCUGGAACGCAUAUCUCCCAACACUUCCCCAUGGUCUCGCUGGAUCCUGGCUAUCAUGCUCGUUUGCCAUCCUUACGUGCAAGCCAUCACUUCGCGCAAUUCAAGCACAGUCCGGGCACGCACCGUUGCUUCUGCCCUGUACUACAUGACAGUGCAGGCGUCAAGUAUCUUCUCGCAGAAUAUCUAUCGCGAAGAUGAUAAGCCGCUGUAUCGCUGGGGUAAUAAGGUGCUGAUUGCGGUUUGCGCGUACAACUUUGCGCUGUUAAUUGGUGCAAAGGUCUUCUAUGUGACGAUCAACAAGAGAAGAGAGGCGGUGUGGAGUUCUAUGUCGAGGGAGGAUAAAAAUACGUAUUUGGAUACCACGAAAGACGAGCAACAAGCGCCUAGACUCCAGGUUUGCGCAUUAAGCUGUCUAGCUUAG